Acanthamoeba castellanii str. Neff is the source of this 1278-nucleotide messenger RNA. RefSeq names its product GTPaseactivating protein. Gene Ontology annotation, biological process: activation of GTPase activity; regulation of small GTPase mediated signal transduction. The record is from RefSeq and is a predicted model, not a curated record. Gene Ontology annotation, molecular function: GTPase activator activity. Gene Ontology annotation, cellular component: cytoplasm. NCBI's taxonomy places the organism in Eukaryota, Discosea, Longamoebia, Acanthamoebidae. The transcript is spliced from 8 exons. Bases 1 to 1278 code for a protein of 425 amino acids.
AUGUCCCAGGCCAAGACCUUCUCCGUGGGCAAGGACGCCUUCACCGCCGCCGAGCGAGAGUGGGUCACCCAGACCCCCAACAUUCUCCAGUGGUCCGACGAAUACACGCCGGAGGCGGAGAAGAAGAGCCUCAUCGAGAAGGUCGGCGGAUUCAUGCGGGAGCUCGGCCGGCCGGCCUUCACCGACGCCUACGCCCGAAUCGACCCCAAGGUGGCCAACGCCUUCCCGCUCAUCGAGGCCGACAAGUACCGCCACUACUACAAGGACUACCUCCACGGCACUGGUGAAGUGGAAUCGUUCAUCAGCCACGUGGAGGACGAGAACCUGGUGGGUCCGGUGGUGAUAUGCUGCGAGGGCGGCAACAGAGAACAGCCGCGCGUCAAGGUGCUCAUACACACCAAGAAGGGCACCGACCGAACCUUUAUCCCCAACGACGGAGGGAACCGAAUCAAGGCGCUGAAAGCGCUUCAGCCCGGCCUAUCCUCCAUUCGCUUCCUCCGAGUCAAGGACCCCCGCUUCGGCAAGGACAUGCUGGACUACGAGGACAAGCUGAUCGCCACGAGAUACAAGUUCGGAAUUCUCUACUGCCGCGCCAACCAGUCGAUCGAGGACCAGAUGUACAAUAACGAACACGGCAGUCCGCUCUUCGAAGAGUUCUUGAACAUGCUGGGCGAACGCGUGCGCAUGCUGGGCUUCUCACGCUUCCGAGGAGGGCUUGACGCCAAGACCGACACGACGGGCGCCCACUCUGUAUAUACCGAGUAUAGGGGGCAGGAGAUCAUGUUUCACGUCAGCACCCUGCUGCCCUUCUUUCCCGAGGAUCCGCAGCAGGUCGAGCGCAAGCGACACCUGGGCAACGACGUGGUCAUCGUCAUCUUCCGCGAGGGACCCAACGACCAGUUUUCACCCCUCACCAUCCGCUCCCAGUUCAAUCAUGUGUACAUCGUUAUCACGCCGGAGAAGAAGGAGGGCAAGAAGACGUGCUACAGGGUGGCGGUGGUGUGUAAGCAGGGGGUGAAGCCAUUCGGGCCGUCGUUGCCCGAACCCGCCCUCUUCAGGCGAGGUCGCAAGUUCCGAGAGUUCCUCCUCACCAAGAUGGUGAAUGGAGAGCGUGCGGCGUUCCACGCGAAGGACUUUGUGUUCAAGUUCAGCAACACAAGACGCAUCCAGCUGCACGACAUUGUGGAGCGCUACAUGGAGGGCGCCAUCCCCGCCGAGCGCAACAACAUCCUCGCCCGCCUCUCCCGCACCACGUCGACCCUCACCUCCUCGACAUAA